This is a messenger RNA of Thamnophis elegans (Western terrestrial garter snake), 5715 nucleotides long. RefSeq names its product EGF domain specific O-linked N-acetylglucosamine transferase (gene EOGT). Gene Ontology annotation, molecular function: protein N-acetylglucosaminyltransferase activity. The transcript is spliced from 17 exons. Lineage: Eukaryota; Metazoa; Chordata; Lepidosauria; Squamata; Natricidae. Bases 2385 to 3968 code for a protein of 527 amino acids. Gene Ontology annotation, cellular component: endoplasmic reticulum lumen. The record is from RefSeq and is a predicted model, not a curated record.
GCUUAGAGAGGGCUGAAAGCCCUAUGAAGCGGUAUAUAAGUCUACUGCUAUUGCUAUUGAUACAAAAUUAUCACAAUUCCCUUUUAAGGUAAGCAAAAAGUAUUAAUAAUAAGGCAAAGAAAUUAAAGACAGUUCAUAACAAAAUGAACUAUAGUUAAAUCUAGUUUAUAACAAUACUUCCCAGUGUUCAUACAAUGCUUUCUAUAUUGCCUUUUGUUCUUUAAACUUCUCAUCUUUUGUUCUGAAGAUCUCUUCAAUUCCAUCUAACCACAAAAUUCUUGAUAUUUGUUCUGCUGACUCAUUCAUUCCUCCAUAUAUUUAUUUUGCAAUUCUUCCAAAAGAGGAUACUGUGUGGCACAUAUUUGGCAUACAUUGUCUCAGUGGCAUAAAUCCUAUUGAUGAAAGAAAGAAAUUAACUAUCUUUAAUGAACUUAAUGUAAUCAUACUGGACCAAUUAAUUCUGGACUGGGAACUAGAUACGAUAGCUUGUGUCAUAUAAAAAUAAUAUAGAGAUUGCAGGAGCAUAUUAGUGCAAUUUAAAACUGCAAAUGGGCAGUGACUCCCCUCCCUCUCAAAAAUCAAACAAUUAAAGAUUUUAGUUGAAUGUAGGCUGUAUUGCUUCUUUUAAUCCAUUUAAAUUAGGAUUUUAAAAUUCUCAGAUGUUUUACUACAUAGCUAGAAAAUUUCUUCACUAAGCAAUUAUGCUGCCAUAAUUACUGAAGCAAUAGAUGGGCUCCAUUAGUGAUAUAUCCCCUUAACAAUACUGUACUGUAGUUGUAUAAUGUUGCAAAAACUCCAUGUGUCACUAGCAAUACUGGAGGAGUAUUUUCAAUUUUGCAUUUUGAUUACAAUCCAAUUUCAGUGAUUCAUCAAAACAGCUAAAGGCGUCUCAGAAUUCUACAAGUUCCUGAAUCAGAAACAAUUUCAACUAGAUGGGACAGAAGAUUUUCUGGAUAUGUUUCACUAGAGAAACACACAAUCCAGGAAUGAAGAAGACAUCACUAGAAGAGUUUUGAAUGAAAGCACACAAACAACAUCCAAAGAGAACACUCAGGUCUUUCCUUCAACAUACAUUUUGUGAAAGAAUAAUUGUAUUCACUACAAUUAAUAACAGAUACUGAAAUACAGUUGUUUCAAUCACUGUCUUAAUAUUAUUUCAGACAUGGAUAAUAUCGUCACAUGUAUUUAAGUCUCCUUAAGAUUUAUAAUUUGUGUAUUUUAACACAUUGGUCCAAGAUUGGGAAAACCCAGAGUGAUUUGGGCAAAUCAUAUCAGGCCUUCUUCCUACCUUGCAAGAUUAUUUGCUACUGUGAAUAAAGGAAAAUCCCAAUACAAGCCACUUUGAGCUGCUGAAGAAAAUGUGGGAUAACAAUAUUUAAAAAGUGAAGAUGUCGUGCUGGUGACUAGUGUAUACAUCGAGGGCAUUCUUGGCAAGAAUAAAUUCUUUUUUCCUUCUUAUAGGAUAGGAUGUUCCUCAACUUCUCCAUCGAAUCAGGCUGAUUCUCUGUUAAUCUUCGUUCCCUGCCAAAACUAGCCUGCAUCUAUCAUAAGCAUGACUUGGAUGACUGGGAAUCUCUACAGACACUUAAGUUGCAUCUAGUUCCCUUCUCUUGUUCCCACCUGCUGCUUAAUGAAAAUAUGACCUAUUUCAAUAUUCAUUCCUCCCGUUUUAGAAAGUGUCUCUGUUUUUUUGCGGGGGGGGGGAGUUGGUCUUCAAGAAUAUUAAAGUUCGAGACAUGCUGCUUUAAGAUUCUCAAGGGCAUGGGCAUCCUCCGAGAUCACGUGAACGUGGGAAAGCGCCUCCGUUCACAUCCCAGAGAGCUGUGACCGUUUCCAAGGAGAGGUCCCCGUGAGAGACCCACAGCCUGCGUGGAUGCCGAUCCUCCCGGCUAAAACAGCCUCGGACUACCCGGCGCGGCACUCUUGCCCUCGCAAUCCCCCCGGGGACGCAAGGCCGGCGGAGAAGCCUCAGCCCUCCUCAGUCUCCCCAGCAGCGCGGCUUAGUUUCCGGAGGGCCGAGCCACCCCACGCUGGCUCCUCCUUCCCCAGCUGCCAUCGGGGCUCUUUGCCUGUCUGCCGGCCUGCCUGCCUGCCUUCUUUCCUCGCGGAGGAAGGAAGGUCCGGGCCGCGGUCGGAGAAGCUCUCUGGUCCCUUCGCUCGCGCUGUGCACUUUUCCCAUCCGCGAUCGGGGUUGGAGAGUUUUGGCGCGUCCCGAUGAUUUGGGGACGAAUCCCUCUAAUUCACUGAAUGGAUGAUUAAGUAAACCACAAUUUUGGCUCCCUAGCUUUGGAUCUGACACCAGAGAAAAGUAACCGGCCACUUUCUAGGCAGUGGGUGAAGCAGUGUAUGGACCUAAAAAAGAUAGAAAGGUUUUUCUCAUUGCCAUGUUAAUACUGCUUACGUUGGGAGCUCUAUUUCCAAAAAUAGUGGCCACGGGACCAGAUGAACAUCUUCACAAUGGCAGCAACAUUUUGCAAGAGCCAAGGUAUCCUUAUGAAAGCAUCAUGUUGCCAGAAGAACAUGUCCCAUAUUUUUUACACAAUAAUCCAGGCAUUGCCAUUGCUUGCAGGCAGGAUCCUUUUUGCCCUUAUAAAAAACAUUUGAAGAAAUUGAAAGCUUGUUGGGGUUAUGAGAAAUCCUGCAAGCCAGAAAACAGGUUUGGAUAUCCAACUUGUGAUUAUGCUGAAAUUGGAUGGGCUAAUACCAUUGAGCAGGCCCAGGAUAUUUUCUGGAAGCAAGCUGAUUUUGGUUAUGUUAAAGAAAAGGUGAAAGAUGUGAAGACUCAUUGCAAGCCUAAGAAUGCGGGAGAUUCUUCACUUGAAUGUUCCCGUUACCUUCAGUAUUGCAAAGCAGCAAAUAUAUAUAUUGAUUUAAGGCAUCCAAAGAGAAACCAUGAUAGAUUCAAUGAAGAUUUCUUCAAGAAAGGUCAAAUAGGUGGCCACUGCAAUAUGAAUACUGAUGCUUUCCUUGCUGAAGGUCAACAAAAGAGUCCUUUGCAAUCUUGGUUUGCUGAACUCCAGACGUACACAGAGAUGAGCUCCAGACCAUUGGAAGACGGCAGCUGUGAUGUCAUUGUUGAGAAGCCAACUUAUUUCAUGAAGCUUGAUGCAGGUGUCAACAUGUACCAUCAUUUUUGUGACUUUGUGAAUCUUUACAUCACUCAGCAUGUUACCAACACCUUCAGCACUGAUAUCAACAUUGUAAUGUGGGAUACUAGUACAUAUGGAUAUGGAGAUUUGUUCAGUGAAACAUGGAAAGCAUUUACAGACUAUGAAAUAAUACAUUUGAAAUCGUAUGAUUCAAAAAGGGUCUGCUUCAAAGAAGCAGUUUUUACCCUAUUGCCUCGAAUGAGGUUUGGCUUGUUUUAUAAUACACCAUUGAUCUCCGGCUGUCACGGGACAGGAUUAUUCCGAGCCUUUUCUCAACACGUGUUGCACAGAUUAAAUAUCACCCAAGAUGGGCCUAAGGAUGGGAAAAUCAGAGUUACAAUACUUGCCCGGACUACAGAGUAUAGAAAGAUAUUAAACCAGAAUGAGCUUGCCAAUGCUUUGAAAACACUGCCAUUAUUUGACGUCCAAAUAGUGAAUUACAAGUAUAAGGAGCUCGAAUUUAAGGAGCAGCUGAAGAUAACCCACAAUUCUGAUAUCUUCAUUGGAAUGCAUGGAGCAGGCCUUACUCAUCUUCUCUUUUUGCCAGAUUGGGCUGUCAUCUUUGAACUGUACAAUUGUAAAGAUGAACGUUGCUACUUAGACCUUGCAAGGCUGAGAGGAAUCCAUUACAUCACCUGGCAGCAGAAGGAUAAAGUGUUCCCUCAGGAUGAGGGGCAUCACCCGACAUUAGGAAAACAUCCAAAAUUUACAAAUUACGCCUUCGAUGUGGAAGAAUUUGUCCGUCUGGUUCUGUUGGCAGCUGAUCAUGUGUCACAACACUCCAAAUGGCCAUUUAGGAGAAAACAUGAUGAAUUCUAGGUCAGAUAAUUGGCCUCCUCUGCAGAGUUUUUAAAUACUAAAGUGUUCAGAAUGUCGGUUCUUUUGAAGUAGAAUCACGAAUUAUGAACUUGUUUGAAGAGGGAGAAGUGAAAAGGGUUAAAUGGGCAGGAGUCAUAUAUAAUGUCUCUCUCCAAGCAUGUUAUUUCUGUAUUAUUACUUUCUUACUGACAAUCCCCAUCCUAAUUUACUUGAGGAAUUUGCAUUAUGCAUGAUCUAUUUAUUAAGGUGAACAUGUUUGCACUAUAAUCUUCCUAUUUAUUUUAGGAUUGUCAUUGCUCCAGAGCAGUGAAGUGAAAGAUAAGCACACUGGACCUUUUCCUCCCCUGCUUCUUUUUGUGACAUGUAGCAAGACCAUUGCAGCCUUGUAUCUCCCUCCCUCCCUCCCUCCCUCCCUCAGCACUGACAGUGAUCUGGAAAUGAAAAUCCAGAUGAGGUCCAUUGUGUAAUAGAAAAGCUAAGAAAUCAGGUUGAUAAUGCAACUUAUGUGUGACUUGCUAAAAUGUUACACUUUUUAAAAAGCAGCAAAUCACAGCUGAGGGAAGGGGAUUUUGGCAUGAAAUUCACAGAGGGCCUCAGUCCUAAUCAGCAGUUCAAUCCUGAUCUGUCACUCUGACUUCAUUUUUAAUUAAAAGAGAAGUAUCUCUCUGAAAUAUGCUUAAUCAUGGUUUUGUUUCUAUUGCCACAUGCAUUUCACAUUUAGGACUGUCAUUAUACAGGGAAUCCCUGGUUAAUGGCCAUUUAUUUAGCAAGUUAUGGUAGUGCUCAAGACCCCAUGGUCCUGUGAUCCUGAUUCAAGCACUUGGCAACUGGCUUGCAGUUACAAUGGUUGCAGCAUCCUGGGGUCACAUAGCCAUUAUUUGCAGCUCCCGCUGCUAGCUUCCAACAAGCAAAGGCCAUGGGGAACACAGCAGGAGGUUGCAAAUGGCAAUCACAUGACAUAACAUAACGCAAUGUUCUUCUAAUGGCAGCUAGAGCUGCUGGAACUGUUGUCAUAAAUCAGUGUAGUCAUUGUCACUUAGUGACGAAGUUAUUGCUCCCAAUUGCCAUUGUUAACUGAGGACUACCUGCAGAUUUAGUUUUACUCAUUAAUGAUUCCUCUGUUUGCUUUCUGUGGGUGUCCAUGUUACACAUGGGAUGGCAGGUGUAGGGAUGAAAUAUUUUAAGUUGUUACUGUAGCAGUUUUCUUCAUGGGAUUUUACUGUGUUUAUCUUAGCAAUUUACCCUUGUCUUAAGUAUCACUUUGUUUAUUUUUCUUACUUGGACAAAAUUGUCACCCAUUUUCAUCUCCUUGAUUUAUCUUGCUAAACAUGCUACAGUCAUUCUAACCUUGUCUAACCCUCAACUUUGUGUACAUCCUAUUUAGACUUCUGUUACCGUUGUUUUAAACAACUGCCUAAAUGGUUCAGUUGUGGGUGGGGGAGAGGGAGAAUAUAUACAAUUGAAUAGUAUUUCCUAAAUAAUUUUCUAUGAAUAUACAUCAGGACUGUCAAACUUGCAGGCCGGAUGCAUCACAUGCUGGCCAUGCCCAUGCCCGGUUUAAUGAAGGGGGGGGGGAGUCCCGAUACAUCACGUGACGCCACGGUGACGCCACGGUGACGCAGCGAGUUUGACACUCCGGAUUUACAUCAUUGUCUAUUUUUCAUUUAAUUGUGAAGAUCACCUAGAGGAGAUCACCCCUGACUGCUCUUUAGAAGGCUAGAUCCUGAAGAUGAAAGUCAAAUACUUU